This is a messenger RNA of Caenorhabditis auriculariae, 3604 nucleotides long. NCBI's taxonomy places the organism in Eukaryota, Metazoa, Nematoda, Chromadorea, Rhabditida, Rhabditidae. The record is from the annotation of a GenBank genome assembly.
AUGGCUGACGAAGAUAAAAGUUUGUCCGCGAAACGCUAUUUCGGUCUUACCGUCCCCUCACCCACGGGCUCGCAUUCCGCUGCUUUACAGCGGCACCGUUUUACAGGAAAUGUUGUGGAAAGCGCCCACGGGUCGCCUGAUGGACGACGUCGCAAAUCGUUUCUCAGAACGGUCUCUUUUCAUGUCAUGAGAUCAAUUUAACAGGAAACUGUAGGCGGAUUCUGAGAUGGAAAGUGGAGGAAAAAGUAUCAACUUUACACAGUUUUUUAAGAAAAGAAGAAGAAUAGGCUCUCUGUAAACGGCGGAAAAGGACAGGGUUUACAGAUUUUUAUGUGAAGCUCAUUAUGAAUGCGAAUUCGGAAGAAUAACCUGGCUCCAACGGGUCUCAGAAAUUAAGCCAUGUUUUCCUUUUUUGAGCUGUGUUCAUGGGUUAUAGCUUUUUUUAUAAAAAUUAUAUUUAAAGUUCAGGAGAGGGGGAUUAAUUUUUUUGAGAAAAGAGCAAACAUUUAAGGCAUACUCUCAGCGUGGGUAAUAUCGAACAUUUUGUGAAAGGAAAAUGUCUAAAGUUUUCGAAGACUAGAGUUUUUCUUAGUUUCCAAUGCUUUCGAGCUUUUAUGGUUCAAUAAGUAAAGAAAAAAACAUGAAAAAGUUAUGAAGGAAACGAAUGAAAAGAUAAAAUGAUAGUGUGUGUUUGAAACUGUCACUUGAAUCAGAAUUUUCAUGGACUAGAUAUCUGAAGACAAAUCUCGCAUUUGAAGACUCUGGAAGGCGGUUAAAACUAUCAAAUUUUGAAAAUUUUGCUGCCAGUAAACUUACAUAAAAAGUAUUCUUAAUUCCACAAUAUGGUUUUAAAAAACUAAUUUUUCUUCAUCAUUAGGAAUACGAAAUUUUUUUUAUGAAGUUAUCAAAAAAAGUGACUGACUAUCAAUGUAGAUUUUUCAUAUAUUUUUCUUGAUUUAUUUUUUUAUAUCGAAACCUUUUUCAGGAUUGGAAACAUUUAUCUUCUCAUUCUAAAAAAAUAAAUUUAGUUAACUCUCCUUCUUAUCAAACUACUUUUAUAAAAAAAUUCAGUUCCUUCAUUUAACUAGUAAAUUAUUAGAACUGACUUGAAAAUGUCGUAAGAUACUCCCCUCUCUCUCUCUCAAAUAAAUCAAUUUGGUUUUCUAUCCUCACUUUUCAAACUUUAUACAGCUUUUUACUGGUCAACUUAGGAUCUUCUCUUUCUCUUAAAACUUUCUUGUUUUAAAUAACCUUGAGUAAAUUCGGUUUGGAUUGAAAUUUGGUAGAAUUUAGAACUUGUUUCUGAUCUAGUGAGAACUAUCCGGAGCUUUCGGCUUUUCUCCGAAGUGGCGCCGAAAGAAAAAGUUUAAUGACAUCUUUCAGCUCAUUUUCUCCCAGCUCAUUUCUUCUCUUUCUAUUUGAUUUUCAUCAAUCUUUCUUGAUUGAAUGAAUAAAUCAAGAACAGGGCGUUACAGGGCCGCGAUUCCAGGAUUUCGGCUCAGGCGCCGCCCACCGAACGCCGAGUUGCGUAUAAAUAGAGGCGGCGGAAGGUAGCGGUCCCCGCAUCCCGGAAUCGUCCUUGGACCGUCCGAUCGGCUGCAGCUUCUCGAUGUGCCUCCGUCACGUGGCUCUCCUCGCGACGGCGCUCCUCUGCGUCGUCUUCGCCGCCUCCACCGCCAAGGCUGCUUCCAAGACGGUCGCACAGGUAUCUAACAAAUCAUUCACUUCUCCCAAAAAGUUGGAGAGAUAGUCUAGCAAGAACUUCAACCUUCUAUUGGUUGCUCCGUAGAAAAAGAGGGUUCAGAAAGAAUUUGGCAAGUAAAUGAUGAGUCUUCUCUAGGAAAAAUUGAAAAAAGACUUUCAAAUACUGCUUUUUUACUGAGUUUAACACCUACAUUAUGAAGAUUAUGAGGGAAUUUUCAACAUCAGUCCCGCUUUUGCCAAGGUGAAAUCUAUUGUGAGAAGCUUCCUGGUGGCGGGAAGUAUACUGUAGAUCUCGCUGCGAGAGCCUCUUCUGAAGUUUAAUUUUGAAAUAUUCCAAUCGAUGAAAUCUUGAAAAAUAUGUUAGAAGCCUUCAAUAAAUUCUGAAUAGACUGAAAGCAGAAGGACUACUUGAUCAGCUUUAAAUUAAUGAAAGAUUAAUAACAGAAAUGUUCAGACUCCGGAAGUCAAGAAAGAGAGCGCCGACGCUCAUUACGGUGGCGGCCCAAGGUUGAUCUUCCACUUAGGAAAAAAGACGAAACUAAAAUAUUUUUCAGCUACGGAAACGCUCCGCCCUACCCACAGUACCCGGCCUACAGCAACCCCAACUACGAUGGUUAGAACUUGUUUCUGAAAAAAUUGGGAAAAGAAGUUUUAAGUGAACUACUGCUCGGUGCACGCCUCGUUCCCGCUCGUCGGAGGCCGAGUCCGUCGUCCCAGCCGUCGUCAUCGCGACAGAGAGAGCCGUAAGAUAGUCAGAAGAUUGGAAAACUUUCAUAGAAAAUGUGAAAACACAUAAUCGAAACGUUGAUCCAUCACAUUUCACAGAAGAUGGCCUGAUCUUUUUCACUCACUAGGAAUUUGAGCAGAGGUACUCUAGAGCUUUUUGAUUCCAAAUUAGUUAAAAAAAGCCUUCGCAUUUUAGCCGAGAUAUGACAUCUCAAAGCUGCUAGUUAUCAUGGUAGUGAUGAAGAUGAGGGUUUCGGGACUUUUUGAGUCCUAUUCCAAAGGAGUAAGACUUGAUUAACUUAGAACCAGUGACCUUUCGGACACUAGGAGCGAACAUCAGCCACUAGACCACGCCACAAUAAUAAUAUCUAUAAGCUUCCAGACGACCGAGUGAAGCGGCAGUACGGAGGAGCGCCAGCCUACGGAGGUCCCCCUCCGGCUUACGGAAAUGGUCCUUCUUACGGCUAUGGUUGGUUAAUAGAAGGAAAAGUGAAGGAAACACCAUAUAAAAAAGUUUGGUCUAGUUCAUAAACCUAGAAUUUUCUGAACUUUCAGAUUUAAAAGCUAUACUUUUGAAUCGCCGUGUCUAAAUGUUACGUAGAGACAGUAGGAAAAAAAUUAGACCGCUCUCAUUUUUGAAUUCGCCGACCUGUGGAAAUGAGCUUGAAGUCUUCUUCGCUAGCCACUUGAUUUCCCAUGAAGAAAAGAACAGGGUGAACGGUUUGAAGACCAUGGCUACGAGCGUCCGCGAAGAUUCGACCGCCAGGCCUGCCGCCACACGGCCAUCGCCUCGAACGACGCCUGCAACGACUGCUGCAAGGUCGCCUCUCGCAUCGGAAACAACAACGGCGUCAGUUUCUGGAAUUCUUAUCUUCUUUCUGCAGCUCUAACUCAUCUUCGGUUCUAUAAAAGUUCUUCGGCUCACUAGGGAAUCCUUCUCUGGACCAUUAUUAAACUUCUGGAUCUAGAUUCUUUCUUGCAAUAAAUUUCUCGAUAUUUCAGACGGUCAUCGGCGCUCUUUUCGUCUUCGACCCGAAACUCGACUGGGACAGCUACCACAAGCGUAAAGAAGACGACGAAGUCAGUUUUUCUCUUGGAGAAAAUCACUAAAAUGAGAGUUUUCCAGAAGAAAGUCGCCCUUCAAUGCGUCUGCUGCGCCCCGCGUCGCAUUUAA